This is a messenger RNA of Asparagus officinalis (garden asparagus), 1793 nucleotides long. RefSeq lists its product as uncharacterized. NCBI's taxonomy places the organism in Eukaryota, Viridiplantae, Streptophyta, Magnoliopsida, Asparagales, Asparagaceae. Bases 600 to 1535 code for a protein of 311 amino acids. The transcript has 2 exons. The record is from RefSeq and is a predicted model, not a curated record.
AACUUUUGCUCAAUUUAUCCAAUUUUAAUUCAAUUUAUCCUUAAGUGACUGACUUGUACUUCACAAGCUUAGAAAGCAUUUAAUAAUUGAAUGCUUGGGACAAUUCUCAAGUUUAGCAUCUCACCGCGCGCUAUUUAUUCACCUUCAACCCAGCAACCAUUUGUAUCCACGAUAGAGAGAGAGAGAGAGAGAGAGAGAGAGAGAGAGAGAGAUGGAAGAACAGCAAAGAUGGGUCAUUGACUUGCAGUCGACGAUCGAAGCUAUACAUGAGAGUGAAGGAGAGAGGGAGGGAGGGAGAGAGUUCGAAGAACAGCGAAGAUGGGUCAUUGACUUGCAAUCGAAGAUCGGAACUAUUAACUACGAAAGAGAGGUUGAGAUCCAGAGGAAGAAGUGCAUCUACAGGGUGCCUAGGAUCCUGAGGGGCCUCAACGAGGAUGCCUACACACCCCAGCUCUUCUCUUUCGGACCGUAUCACCACGGCAAGGCCCACCUGAAGCUGAUGGAGAGCUACAAGCCUGCUCCUUGCCCAGUACCUCGAGCGGGCCAACAAGAGUCUGGCCCAGGUGGCGGAGGCCUUCAGGCCUGUGGUCCAGGAUCUUAUGGAUGCCUAUGACGACCUGGAAGAGCCAUGGUCGACCGACAAGGAGAGGUUCCUGGAGCUGAUGAUCCUUGAUGGUUGCUGCUUACUGAAACUUAUAAUCAACAACUUUUGGAUACCAGAGGUGGGGAGGCCAUACAUGUCAACUGCCACGUGGAUGGACCCACGGAGGCUGGAGAACCAGCUCCCACUUCUUGUUCUGGCCAUCCUCAUAGAAAUGGGUGGUCAUGAGGUUGAGGAUACCGAGAAAUUCUUUGGUGAGCUUGGCUACAACGACCCGGGAGAACAGCGAACCAUUAGAGGAAUGGGCCACCAUUGGCUUGACAUGGAAAGGAGGGGUAACACUAAUUCUGGAGACUACUUCUAUGACCAUGAAUGGACCGUCCGCCCCGCCGUGGAGCUCUUCCAAGCAGGGGUGAGUUUCAAACCAAGUCAAACCGGCUGCUAUAGCGACAUCAGCUUCAAAAAUGGAGUCCUCAAUCUCCCUACUAUAAUCUGGUACACUAAUGCUGAGGCACACAUCCUCAAUAACAUUGCCUUCGAGAAUAUUCACAAUGGUACAGGCGGAGCAUUAACUCAUUAUGUCUUUCUUAUGGAUAAUAUCAUCGAUACAGAUAAAGACGUGGCACUGCUCAGGAAGAAAGGGAUUAUCAAUUGCACCGCAGGAAGCAACAACGAAAUCGCUUCCCUAUUCAAUCGCCUCACCAAGGAAUUGCCAGUGGUCGUCAAGCCUGUUGAUACUAUACAUAGAAUUAAUGUGAACAAGAACUUGGAAAAGUACUGCAAUAAGAGGUGGAAUAAGUGGCGUGCCAGCUUCAUGCAAAAUUACCUUGCCAACCCUUGGGUGUUUUCCUCACUCGUGGCCGCAUUUGUCCUCUUGGUACUGACUAUACUCCAGACGACGUACUCAAUCCUACCUUACUACCACAAGUCUUGACUCCCAACGGCUUUGAUCAGGUUUCAUAUGCAAGGGAAUAAAAGACAGCACCAUGAUAAGCAAUGUUCGAGAUAUAGCAUGAAAGGAGUUGGAAGAUUUAAGGCGGAGAACAUGUGGUCAAUGAAUUAUUAAGCAAAAGAUUUAUCAAGAUAUCACGUGGUUGUAGAAGUUGCAAAAAAUUGUACUUCAUUAUCUUAUAUUCCCUACAUUAUAAUUGCGACCAGAUUGAUAAUCUCUUUAAUUUGCUAUGUGCAUGAA